ACACAGAGGACAGACGGCAUUCAUAAUCAGAACACAGGGACACAAAGACAAGAACUGCAUUUUAAAAGGCUCCAUUCUUCCCCCCGCUGCCGCUGGGUUUUGACUGUGGGUGUUUGAGAGGAUCUUUGUUGGCUGGAGAAAAGUAGCGAAUAAGAAUACGCCCCGUGAACGGCUUGGGGGGAUUUUAUGGACAGGGUUACUACAGUGCAGCCGAUGCUGUUAUCUACCUACACCUCUGUUUGCUUUCCCGGAGGUGGUAGUGUUGUUUUGGAUACGGAGUGAAAUUAUUACGCAUUGUUUUACGCACCUGGUUGUAGGAGUCGCGACUGGACCGGACACCUUUGUAAUGAACUUUCUCUCCCCGGUACCUGCGCUGUGGCUGUUUGGACCGCAUCUUUAACUCCCCGAAAAAGAAAAAUUGUGGAUGUCUGCCUAAAGGAUGCCAGUUGAUAAAUUCGCAAACAUGGAGGAAAAACUGUGGAUACUGGAGGAUCUCAAUAUGAUGUAUAUUCGUCAGAUUGCACUCAGUUUACAGCAGGACAGCGACAUCCAGAAGAAGAUUGACCAUGAGAUCCGGAUGCGUGAUGGGGCUUGCAAACUGCUGGCAGCCUGUUCCCAGAGAGAGCAGGCGCUGGAGGCUGCAAAGAGUCUGCAGACGUGCAGCACUCGUAUCAUGGCCUACAUGUCAGAGCUGCAGAGGAUGAAGGAAGCUCAGGUCAUGCAGAAGGUCACACGAAGGUCAUCGGACGCAGGGCCUAUGGACGACAGACUCCCGUGUAAAGGGAAAGUGGCCAUCUCAGAUCUUCGCAUCCCUCUCAUGUGGAAAGACACGGAGUACUUCAAGAAUAAAGGAGAGCUUCAUCGCUGUGCAGUGUUCUGCCUGCUCCAGCUGGGGGGAGAGAUCUUUGACACAGACAUGGUGAUAGUGGACCGGACGCUCACCGAUAUUUGUUUUGACAACACCAUCGUAUUCAAGGAAGCCAGUCCAGGGUUUGAGCUGCGUGUUGAAUUGUACAGCUGCUGCUCGGAGGAUGAUUACUCAGCUGGGAGCACACCAAGGAAACUAGCCAGUAAACUGAGUUCUUCCCUGGGCCGAUCAGCUGGGAAGAAGCUCCGGGCAGCCAUGGAGCCUGGGCCAUGUAGUCCUAUCAGCAACGGAGGGGCAUCUCCUCUCCUGCUGCCAGUUCCCUCUGUAGCAGGUCCUAAGUACCACCUCUUAGCUUAUACCACCCUGUCACUGUCAAACGUCCAGGACAGCUUUCGCACACAUGACCUCACCAUCUCAGGCAACGAAGAGUGUUCUUACUGGCUGCCACUCUAUGGCAGUAUGUGUUGCCGCCUUGCAGCUCAGCCUCACUGUAUGACCCAACAGAUGAUAAGUGGACGUUUGAAAGUUAAGCAGUGUGGGGGUGACCCUCAGAGUUCGACAAAAGUGUAUGCAGUUCUAAAAGGAACAAGCCUUUUCUGCUACCACCAGCAAGAAGAUGUGGAGGCUAACAUCGAACCUGCUUUCACCAUUGCUGUCAACAAGGAGACCAGAAUACGUGCCUCAGAGAAAGAUCCGCACAGUAAUGUUCAGAAUAUCUGUAUCAGUAACCAAUAUGGAGGUGAGGAGGUCACACACACUCUGACUACAGAGAGCCGCGAGGACACUCACCGAUGGAUGGAGGCUUUUUGGCAGCAUUUUUAUGAUAUGAGCCAGUGGAAGCAGUGCUGUGAUGACUUAAUGAAAAUUGAACUGCCAUCACCAAGGAAACCAGCUCCUGCCACACCAAAACAGGGUUCCCUUUACCAUGAAAUGGUUAUUGAGUCAUCUGAUGACCUCAGCAGCACUGUGUCAGACAUUCUUGCUCGGAGAAUGCAGGAGCUGGAGCUCCGCAGCCAGCUGGGCACCUCUUCCACCUGGAUGUCUGUUUUUGAGGAGAACAGUGCUUGCUGCCCUCAUCCAUGUACUUCUCACUUGUCAGGCCCCCGUCCCUGCACCCUUCAUCAGCUGUCUCGAAGCCCUGUGAGCCCUCACCGCUGCCCACAGCUGGCUCUGCUGUCCUCAGAUGCAAGUCUAACGUCAGACAGCGACAGCCACCGCAGCACCAGUCCCUGCUCUCACCAUCAUGGUUGGCCCGAGCCUUCUUCAAACUUCUCCCUCUUGUCAUCUUCCCCCUCCCAUUUGAGGCCACGCACUCUGUCACUGGAUGCUAAGCUCAGCACCCUUCGAGGGCGGGGGUAUGGAGGAGGAGGGACCUUCCACUGCUCCUGUCAGCCUCCUCCCUCCUCACUGCUUGCCCCUCUCCCCAUCUCCUCUCGUUCACCUCGGUCACAGCGCAGCACACAAACCACACUCUCUUGCUCCAGCUCCACGUCCAGCAACAGCUCCAGCAACAGUGAGGGCAGCCACAGCCCUGCUGAGGGCGCCCCCUUCUCAAGGCCCUCCAUGGCUCGACGCAGCCUCAGGAACCUCAGGGCCAGACUUGAUCCUCGCAACUGGCUCCAAAGUCAGGUGUGAACUUGUUUUCUCACAGGCAUUUUUUGCUGGCCUAAAGCCACCAGUGCUCAUUACACAAUGGUUACCUGAGUUAACACAAAUGAACCAACUUCAGGCUAUCUGCUAGCCCAUGUGCACAGCCCUGGGGAGGAUAAGCUGCCUCUAGCCUGCCCUCCUAGGGCAAACUGGAAUGUCAUCUAACACAAAAGACAGGUGACAAUCACUCUGCACUUUGCUGGGUUGCCAGUUUAGAAGAUGGUCCUAAAAUGAAUGGGAGGUAUUCUGCUUGCAUUGAGAAAUUAUGGUCAUGCUGCUUGGGAGAAAGUACUGCUAAGAGCUAACAUGCCACAGUAGGCCUGCCCUGUUUUUGGAAUAUAACUCUGAAACUGGAAAACAUUUAGUUUUGUUGCUCCAUAUCAGCCAUUCUGGUCCUUCAAACACUCUGUUAAUGUACUAGCAAUAUUUUGACUGGAUGUUUCCUAUUUGUAUUUUAAAAGUAAAGGUUUGCAGUAUUUCUGCUAUGAAAGCUGCUAACCAUCUGGCACGAUGACAUAAGUUAUAAUCGGUCAAAGAGGUUGAUGUUUGUCGUCUCUACUGUGAUAUUGACUUCAGUGUAUUUCUCUUAUAAUGCACACAACAGAUGAUCUUUGUGGUUCUCCUAAAAUUACUAUGCACCCUUUUGUGGUCUUUUUUUUUUUUUU
This is a messenger RNA of Monopterus albus (swamp eel), 3183 nucleotides long. RefSeq names its product rhotekin a (gene rtkna). Gene Ontology annotation, cellular component: actomyosin contractile ring. The transcript is spliced from 11 exons. Gene Ontology annotation, biological process: septin ring organization; signal transduction; mitotic cytokinesis. Bases 440 to 2503 code for a protein of 687 amino acids. The record is from RefSeq and is a predicted model, not a curated record. NCBI's taxonomy places the organism in Eukaryota, Metazoa, Chordata, Actinopteri, Synbranchiformes, Synbranchidae.